AUGUCUGCCCCAAAUCCAUUAUUAGCUGAAAUCAACAAAGGUGCUGAUUUAAAACACACCGAAACCCAAGAUAAGAGUGCCCCAAAGAUUGGUUCUGAUGUCCACAUUAAGAAGAACGAUCACGCAAGUUUACUUUCCGAGGUUGAACAAGGUGCUAAAUUAAAACACGCUGAGACUGAUGAUAAAUCUGCACCAAAGAUUAAUGAAAAUACUACAAUUAAACCAAACAAUCACUCUGCAUUAUUAGGUGAAAUUAAAGCAAAGGCUGCCGAUAGUUAA
Messenger RNA from Dictyostelium discoideum AX4, 279 nucleotides. RefSeq lists its product as hypothetical. Bases 1 to 279 code for a protein of 92 amino acids. Gene Ontology annotation, molecular function: actin binding. Lineage: Eukaryota; Evosea; Eumycetozoa; Dictyosteliales; Dictyosteliaceae. The record is from RefSeq and is a predicted model, not a curated record. The transcript is spliced from 2 exons.